Messenger RNA from Cutaneotrichosporon cavernicola, 1251 nucleotides. RefSeq lists its product as uncharacterized. The coding region runs from base 1 to 1251 and encodes 416 amino acids. Lineage: Eukaryota; Fungi; Basidiomycota; Tremellomycetes; Trichosporonales; Trichosporonaceae. The transcript has 4 exons. Gene Ontology annotation, molecular function: phosphoric diester hydrolase activity. Gene Ontology annotation, biological process: lipid metabolic process. The record is from RefSeq and is a predicted model, not a curated record.
AUGCCAAUUCACGUCGUCACAUAUGGCGGUAUCGCAGUACACGGCCUCACCGUCAACGGUGGUGCGCACACCCUCAACAUUAAUGGCAACCGCGUGACCAUCGACGCCAUCGACUCGGAUGAUGUCCUCAUGAACGUCCAGCGCCCUGGCGAGGGACAGGGCAACGUCCACGUGCCCACGCUACCCGACCACGACCGCGGUCGCGGCUGGCGUCGUCUUGGUUGUGCGGCUCCUGGCGUGCUCGCAUACGGCGUCGACAGCGACAAGGUCGUCAUCCUCCCCCGCGGCGGCGUCGACUGGAUGGCGGUGUUGCCGGACGGCCGAGCGCUCGCAGACCUGUGCAUCCCGGGUACACACGAGAGCGCGGCUCUCAGUGGCGGUUUCAUCUCCGAGUGUCAGAGUGUCGACAUCAAGCAGCAGCUUGUCGACGGCGUUCGCUUCUUCGACAUUCGCCUCAAGCUGGUCAACGGCGAGUUGAAGAUCUACCACGGCGUCCAGCCCCAAAACUCGACGCUCCAGCAACAAGUGACCUGGAUCGAGGAGUUCCUGCGCCAGCACCCUCGUGAGACCGUCAUCGCCAGCAUCAAGCAGGAGAAUGCGGACGAGGAGCGCUUCCCUGAGGCCGUCGAGGAGAUGCUCAAGCGCAGUGGCAUGUGGCGCUUCGACGAGCCGUUGCCGACCCAUGGCCAGUGCCGCGGGCGCGCGCAGUUCUUCUCGCGAUUCGGGAAGAAGCACGGCGAGCAGUUCCCCAAUGGCCAGGGUAUCAAGCCGCUGCGAUGGCCGAACUCGGUCCAGAACGGUUUUGUGGAGCAGGUGCAUGGCAUCGACUUCCGAGUACAAGAUUGGUACGACACUGACAACAUCCCGGACAAGGCCGCUGCGUGCAUCGCUCACCUCGAGCCGACCCUAUCUCCACGCGGUCUCGGCAGCGACUCAAACCACCCAUACUCGCUAACGUUCCUGUCGGCGGGCAGGCUCAACAGCCCGCCGGCAUACAUGGCGAGCGGAACGGGUGCGGGAGCCGUCUCGAAGACGAUUGCAGUGACCACGUCCCUCUUUGCGGCGAACAAGCGUGCCGGUGACGAGGGAGGCGUGAACGCUCGUGUUGGCGCCUGGCUCCUUCAAAACGCGUUCCAAGGCCGCCGUCCACGCGCGACCCUCAUGCUCGACUUCUACCGCGAUACCGGUGGCCCCGAGGGCGGAAUGGCCGAGCUCAUUGCAAGCCUCAAUUACAUCAACCUCAACGAGUAG